AUGAUGGUGGUAUCUGCUCGCUUGUAUGCCGCCUCCAGGAGCGUUGAGGCGCUCUGGAAUCGGAGCAAGGCGCUGGGGAUCGGUCGGAGCCCCGACCAUGAGUUGGGGCGCGCGCCUCUGCUGCUCCAGGCGUUCGCCAUCCAGCCCAUCAAUGGCGACCCCUACAUCGGCAUGCUGGAGACCCCCGUGACCUCCUCCCCGCUGGUGGCGGGCUUCCUCUCCAACCUCCCUGCCUACCGUAUCGGGGUGUCCCCCCUGCAGCGCGGCGUGGAGAUCGGUCUGACCCAUGGCUUCUUCCUGGUCGGGCCCUUCAUCAAGCUCGGACCCCUGCGCAACAUCCCCGGCGUCGCAGAGCAGGCCGGGAGCCUCUCUGGAGCAGGCCUGGUCCUCAUCCUCGCCGUCUGCCUGUCCAUCUACGGCAAGUCCACCUUCCAGGGUGACGGCCCAGAGGUCGGGGUCAAGACGCUGUCAGGGCGCAGCAUCAGCCGCGACCCCCUGCAGAGCGCCGAUGGGUGGGACAACUUCGCGGCCGGCUGGCUGGUGGGCGGUCUGUCUGGCGUCGGCUGGGCAUACGUGUGCACCCAGAUCCUCCCUUUCUACCGCUGA
Auxenochlorella protothecoides is the source of this 606-nucleotide messenger RNA. RefSeq names its product Photosystem I reaction center subunit XI, chloroplastic. Gene Ontology annotation, biological process: photosynthesis. The transcript has 3 exons. Gene Ontology annotation, cellular component: photosystem I reaction center; chloroplast thylakoid membrane; photosystem I. NCBI's taxonomy places the organism in Eukaryota, Viridiplantae, Chlorophyta, Trebouxiophyceae, Chlorellales, Chlorellaceae. The coding region runs from base 1 to 606 and encodes 201 amino acids. The record is from RefSeq and is a predicted model, not a curated record.